AAGCCAACUGAGAGCAGGAUAUCAGUGAUAGUUUCGUAAUACCUCCAAAGUGGUCAGAACUGUACUGCGGACUGAGCUUGAAAAACAUUCCCGUUCGAUUUCGGUUAGGCUGCUGGCAGCCGAAUACCCGUUCGUACACAGGAGCAGGUUUCCUUAUUAUCUCGGAUCACCAUACUAACGGCUGACUGGAACCUCUAUAACUGUUACAAUUUUACUGUUUGGAGAACAAAGUACCGGUUAAAUUGCAUCACUGACCUCCACCAUGCAAGUCAAGACAGUCAUUGUUUAUGGAAUAGCUGUCAUCCUUUGCCAUCUUUGCGAUGCCGAUAAAUUAAAUAACGUAGAGCACGUUUUGGUGAAGCGUCAGUAUACGUAUGCAACGCCUUCCGCGCCGGCCACACCUCGGUCGGUCUCCGCGGCAUCCUACACCAACUACUACCAGAGCGCCUACACAUCCGCCCAGUCCGGCUAUCCGGUGUUCAGUGGGCCGAGCACUCUGUCCUUCUCUUUCGGCGGCACACAGCCCGUUGACGGGUCCAGCUCGGUAACAACAUUUGGAACUUCCAAUUCUAUCGGGCAAGGCGCUAGUACGUCUGGUUUCGCAUCAACAUCCGGCCUGUCCUCCUCCAAUCCCAACGUCGUAAUAUUCAGCGCUCAACCGGUGACCGGAAGUGCGUCAUCGUCCCUGACCUUUCCUAGCAACAGUAAUUCCGCACUGACUAGUCCAUUGUAUGGUGGCUCACCUUCUUCGUCCGCGUUAACAGCCUAUCCGCAAGGUUCGGGAGCUGCAGGCUCAGCCCCCAAUUGCGUACAGUCGGCAUAUAAUCUGACCAUUCCCGACAACACCGCGGUGGGUGUUAUUGUGUUGCGCGUACUGGCCACCGAUCCACAAGGCCGGCCACUAACGUACACCAUUGCGGAUCCGGUUUUCGGAUCAUUCAAUAUCAAUGCCCAGUCCGGGGAUAUUACAGUGGCGUCCAAUUUGGUUAAUUUCGCUCGUGCUAUUGAGUUCGCCGUACAGGUCACCAAUUCAUUGAACCAGCAAUGUACCUCCAAUGUUCGGAUAAAUUUCAUCAAAACAUCCUCGUCGCUGACUGCUGUUACUCCCAGUGGAUACGGCUAUGGAUCGGACACCACACCUACACCGUACAACCCCUACAUGCCCACCGGCACCCCGGUGCUGGCUUACACUCCCCGUCCUGGACUGUACAACCAGUACACCCAGCCGACACCUGCUCCCACUGCCGGUUACGGAUCUGCCAACCUCAUCGCCACCACAGUGCCACCCCCGGCGCCGGUGACCUUUCCCAAUUACUUCAACCCCCCACCGGCCGUCACCUUUCCAUCGUACCCAUCGGGCAAUCUGGUGGCCACCACACCGUAUCCGGUCUACAACGCACCCACCCCGGGAUACGGCUCACCGUCCGGUAAUCUGGUGGCCGUUACACCUGCGCCGGUUAAUACUUACGGUGGCAGUCCUAGCUACAGUGGUAAUUUGGUGGCCACGACACCUUAUUUCGUGUAUAAUGCACCCGCCCCGGGAUACGGGUCCCCAUCGGGCAAUCUGGUGGCCACUACGCCGAUGCCUUAUGUGCCCGUGACGUUACCCAAUUAUGUUAACAAUCCACCGGUGACCUUUCCCACCAACGGACAGCUGAAUACGGGUUAUGGUAAUACAGCGCCUUUGGUGGCCACACCCGCGCCUCCGUACCCGGUCACUUUUCCAUCCAACGGCCAACUGAACACGGGAUAUGGGAAUAACGCGCCUUUAGUUGCCACACCAGCGCCGCUUUAUCCUGUUACGUUUCCCAGUAUUGGAAAUCUUUUCAAUGGAGUCUCCACUGUUGCCACUAUCCGCACAGACAAUGGUAACAAAGCGUUGGGUUCGGACGGAAUUCCCAGUUCGCCCGCGACCACCAUGAAUUGGUCAUUCUUCGUGCCAAAUUACUCCGGCACAUCCACCUUGGUCGGCAAUCUCAAUAUCCCCGGUAUGAAUCAGUUCACAUUCACGCCCCGUGGGAAUCCGUUCAUUGUGGUGGACCCGCGAACGGCAGACGUGACACUGGCCAGUGGCUACUGUCCACCCAGCAGCCCCACCCAAGAAGUGGUCAUUAUCCAAGGCCGCGACAUGGCUGGCAACGGGAUGCAAGGGAAUUUGUCCAUUGUCAUCUUUUCCUCACCGUCAUAUGUUCAGUCCUGUCAAAGUAAUCCUGUCCAGCCGCCAACUACUCCGACUUCCGCUCCGCCGCAACCGGUUACAUCGUUGCCGCUAAUGCCCACGCCGUCACCACCGGGAGCGGUCUCCGUUACUUUUGCCGGGGAUACUUCGUUUACCGUAAACCAAUGCCAGCCAAUGUCCAGUGCGCCUGCAGUGGCAGGAUCAUUCCGAGCGAAAUUCAGUCCCAACGUGGAUUUCUCGAAGCUGCGAAUUACAAUUUCAAACAGCCUUUUCCAACCCGCACUUCCGGUGGUCUGUGAUCAAAAUUUUCAGUGCAACAUCACACUAGUUUUCUCCCGGCCAAUGGACAGUAGCCUGCAGGGAUCAUACUUAAUAACGGCAAAUUUCGAAGGGGGUGGUCUGCCGACAACAUCGCAGCGCCUGCAGGUGUCCGUGCAGUGCGGAUCGCUGCAGUCCGAUCAAACUCCGUCCGUGCCACCACGCACGGUAGCUAGCGAUCCAUCGUUGAUUGUUCCAGAACUUCCGCCCUGUGGUGUGGCAUCGGUUCCUAUUGAUGUUAACGAAGACACACCUGUUGGUACCGUGGUAGCCAGUCUGCCUUCCACUCCAUCGCCCGGCUUUCGGUUCCAAAUCGUUGACGCGUCUGCUACCGGAUAUUUCGACAUCUCAGACCAGGGUUUCGUGGCUGUUGCCAGUCCGUUGUCGGAACCAACUGUUGAUUCGGUUUAUCUGCGAGUUGCCGGACAAAUCAAUAAUCAGUCGGUGUGUGGUACAGAUGUUCUCAUUGGCAUUAAGAACGUCAACUUACGAAAGCCAGAGUUCGACCAAGUUUCAUACAGCUUUGCCGCUGACUGCAAUAUUCCAUCGAUCCCCAUUGGGACUGUGACUGCAUCGGAUUCAGAUAGUGGACGGAACAAUAUUCGCCGAUUCUUCGUUAACCCGGAAGAUACAGCUAUUGCUACCAUCGACCCGGCUAGCGGUACUCUUCGAUUAAGGAGCAGACUGCGCGAGUCAACAUCGUUAUUGGUAUUUGUCGAAAAUCCCGGUACAAAUCUGAGAAGUUCGGCAUUAGUGCAGAUCAGCUGUACAGGUGACAACUCCAUAGUCCAACUGGGAGGAUUUGGCGGAAGGAGCGCACCACGUCCGACCACUACAACCCAAAGGUCGAUCCCGCGAAACGUAAUGGCUUCGCUUAGAGUGGAUCCGCGAGCGCAUACUGCUGUGUCCUCUAAUCAGCCUGCUUCGUAUCCCUUUACGGUGUCAAUAAGGCGUUCGUAAGCUCACUAUAUCAAAUUUUGCGAAAGCUUCUUGCAGAAUGUUUAUUAAAAAAGAGGAAAAUAGCACUUUUAUCAGCAUGCAAAACGACAGAAAUACAUAGAGCACUGUAACAGAAGGUUAUUUAUAAACUUAA
Molecule: messenger RNA, 3590 nt
Organism: Paramacrobiotus metropolitanus
Lineage: Eukaryota; Metazoa; Tardigrada; Eutardigrada; Parachela; Macrobiotidae
Product: mucin-2-like
Exons: 13
Coding region: 263-3457 (1064 amino acids)
Biological process (GO): homophilic cell-cell adhesion
Cellular component (GO): membrane
Molecular function (GO): calcium ion binding
Source: RefSeq, a predicted model, not a curated record